Molecule: messenger RNA, 894 nt
Organism: Bipolaris maydis ATCC 48331
Lineage: Eukaryota; Fungi; Ascomycota; Dothideomycetes; Pleosporales; Pleosporaceae
Product: polysaccharide lyase
Molecular function (GO): pectate lyase activity
Source: RefSeq, a predicted model, not a curated record
AUGAAGUUUACAGUUCUGUCAUUGGGUCUUAUGGCUGUUUCUAGUCUAGCAGCACCCUCUAGUUUUGUCAAGCGUCAGGCGUCUCUAGAGGAUGUUGCAACCACAGGUUUUGCUACCACAAACGGAGGCACAUCAGGAGGCAAGGGAGGCAAGGUCGUCAAAGUCGCCUCUCUUGCUGAUCUCGAAGCCGCUGUCAAAGGCGAUGCGGCAGCUAUUGUUGUCAUCACCGGGCCAAUCUCUGGAAAUGGAGACAAUAUCCACAUUGCGAAGAGUGUCAAGAACGUUAUCAUCCGUGAUGUUGUCGUCCGAAACGUUGUACAUGGCGACUCCAUUGCAAUCCAGAAGGCUCAGAACGUUUGGGUUGACCAUGUUGAAGUGUCAUCGGACAGGUCCCACGAAAAGGAUUACUACGAUGGCCUCAUUGACAUCACAGACGCAGCCGACUUUGUCACCGUAUCCAACAGCUACCUGCACGACCACUGGAAGUGCUCACUCGUGGGACACUCUGACAAAAACGCCGCUGAAGACAAGGGCCACCUCACGGUCACGUACAACAACAACUACUGGCGCAACAUCAACUCGCGUGCCCCUUCUAUCCGCUUUGGUACCGGCCACAUCUACAACAACUAUUUCGAGGACGUCAACGAUGGCAUCAACGUACGCCAAGGCGCACAGGUCGUUGUCCAGAACAACGUCUGGAUUAACCCCAUGAAGGCGCUGUACACUAUUGAUAAAGGCUUCGCAGUCGCCUCUGGCAACGACUUUGGUAACAGCAGCAACACUGCACCCACAGGUACGUUUACGAAGGCGCCUUAUGCGGUUUCCCAGCUCCUGGAGGCCAAGGAUGUCAAGGCUGCUGUUGUUGGUAUUGCUGGUGCGACACUCAGGUUUUGA